Messenger RNA from Cygnus olor (mute swan), 707 nucleotides. RefSeq names its product calcium uniporter protein, mitochondrial-like. Gene Ontology annotation, molecular function: uniporter activity; calcium channel activity. Gene Ontology annotation, biological process: calcium import into the mitochondrion; mitochondrial calcium ion homeostasis. Gene Ontology annotation, cellular component: mitochondrial inner membrane; uniplex complex. Lineage: Eukaryota; Metazoa; Chordata; Aves; Anseriformes; Anatidae. The record is from RefSeq and is a predicted model, not a curated record.
CGGGCGUGCAGCCGCCGCCGCAGCGAGCCCGGCCGUGCGCGAUGGCGGCGGCGGCGGGCAGGUCCCUGCCGCUGCUGCUCUGCCGCCGCGCCGCGCUCGCCGCCUCCUCCGCGCCCUCAGCCUCCUCCUGCUGCUUCCCGGCCCUGGCGCGGCGCCGGCAGCAGCAACGACACCGCACGGUGCAUCAGAGGCUUUCUCCUUGGCAGAGUGUAAGAGUGGUCUAUUGCAGUACGGUAGUGCCCUCUGAUGAAGUGACGGUAGUUUACCAAAACGGGUUACCUGUGAUCUCUGUGAAUCUUCCAUCUCGGCGUGAACGUUGCCAGUUCACGCUUAAACCUAUCUCAGACUCUGUCGGUGUGUUUUUACAACAGCUGCAAGCAGAGGACCGAGGAAUCGAUCGGGUUGCAAUCUACUCAGCAGAUGGCACACGUGUUGCCUCCUCCACAGGCAUAGAUUUGCUUCUACUGGAUGACUUCAAACUGAUCAUUAAUGAUGUCACGUACCAUGUUAGACCACCAAAGAGAGAGCUCUUGAGCCAUGAAAAUGCAACUACGCUGAAUGAUGUCAAGACAUUGGAGCAGUUGUAUACCGCCUUGUGCAUUGAGGAGCACCAGCUGAACAAAGAGAAGGAGCUCAUAGGGAGACUAGAGGAACUGAAGGAGCAACUAGCACCACUAGAAAAAGUGAGAAGCUUCUCGUUUGAAUAA